ACCCUGACCCAGACCAUGCACGACCUUGCCGGGCUUGGCAGUGAGACUCCAAAGCGUCAGGUAGGCAGCCCGCUCACAUGCCUAUCCCUGUCCCGGCGGCAGGCAUCUGAAUCCUCCCUGUCGUCUGAAUCCUCUGAAUCUUCUGAUGCAGGUCUGUGUAUGGAUUCUCCCAGCCCCAUGGACCCCCAAAUGGCAGAGCAGACGUUUGAGCAGACCAUCCAAGCAGCCAGCCGGGUCAUCCGAAACUAGCAGUUUACCAUUCGAUGUUUCCAGUCCUUGCUGGUGAGGCUUCUGGGCCACAGCCCUGUGCUACGGAACAUCACCAACUCCCAAGCACCUGGCAGCUGCAGGAAGAGUGAGGAUGGAUUUGUCUUCAGGAUGCCAUGGAAACCCCCGCAUCCCAGCCAUGCCCAUGCUUUGGCAGGGUGGGCCAACCGCAGAGAAGCCUUUGCCCAGAGACCAAACUCAGCUCCCGACCUGAUGUGUCUCACCCCUGAGCGCAAGAGGGAAGUAGAGGAGCUGAGUCCCCCAGCCCGAUGCAGCUUCUCCCUGACUGCCACCCAGGGGGCCUCUGAAGAAGAUGAUGGAUUUGUGGACAUCCUGGAGAGUGACUUAAAGGACGACAACGCGGUACCCCCAGGCAUGGAGAGCCUCAUUAGCGCCCCACUGGUCAAGACCUCAGAAAAGGAGGAAGAGCAGGACCUCAUCAUGUACAGCAAGUGCCAGAGGCUCUUCCGCUCUCCGUCCAUGCCCUGCAGCAUGAUCUGACCCAUCCUCAAGAGGCUGGAGCGGCCCCACGACAGGGACCUGCCCAUACAGAACAAGCGGAGGAGGAGCGUGACCCCUCCAGAGGAGCAACAGGAGGCUGAAGAACCUAAAGCCCGUGUCCUCUGCUCCAAGUCCUUGUGUCACGAGGAGAUUGAGACUAUCCUGGACAGUGACCACUGCGAACUGAUUGGGGAUUACUCCAAGGCCUUCCUUCUGCAGACUGUGGAUGGGAAGCACCAAGAUCUCAAGUACAUCUCACCAGAAAUGAUGGCAGCCUUACUGGCAGGCAAGUUCAGCAACAUCGUGGAGAGGUUUGUGAUUGUGGACUGCAGGUACCCCUACGAGUAUGAAGGCGGGCACAUCAAGACUGCCGUGAACCUGCCCCUGGAACGGGAUGCUGAGACCUUCCUGCUACAGAGCUCCAUCACACCCUGUAAUCUGGACAAGAGAAUCAUCCUCAUUUUCCACUGUGAAUUCUCAUCUGAGCGUGGUCCCUGCAUGUGUCGUUUCAUCACGGAGCGUGACAGAGCCGCCAACGACUACCCCAGCCUCUACUAUCCUGAGAUGUACAUCCUCAAUGGCGGCUACAAGGAGUUCUUCCCGCAGCACCCGACUUUCUGUGAGCCCCAGGACUACCGGCCCAUGAACCACGAAGCCUUCAGGGAUGAGCUGAAGACCUUCCGCCUCAAGACCUGCAGCUGGGCUGGGGAGCGGAGCCUGCGGGAGCUCUGUAGCCGCCUGCAGGAUCAGUGA
This is a messenger RNA of Neomonachus schauinslandi (Hawaiian monk seal), 1521 nucleotides long. RefSeq names its product M-phase inducer phosphatase 2-like. Gene Ontology annotation, molecular function: protein tyrosine phosphatase activity. Lineage: Eukaryota; Metazoa; Chordata; Mammalia; Carnivora; Phocidae. Gene Ontology annotation, cellular component: nucleus; cytoplasm. The transcript has a single exon. Gene Ontology annotation, biological process: protein dephosphorylation; G2/M transition of mitotic cell cycle; positive regulation of G2/M transition of mitotic cell cycle. The record is from RefSeq and is a predicted model, not a curated record.